ACGUCCCAACUUCAUUGGAAUUGGGGUUGUACAUGAAGUAAUUUUUUUAGGUUGAUCUGACAAAACAUUUUUCAGCGUUUGCCGCUUUUUUGCUUGAGUCACGAUUUGUUUAUUGCAUCUUAUGCUCUUUUCACAGUUGGCUGUGAGUAAAUCUCAAACAUUGUAACUUUAAGGUGAAUGUUAGCCUCUAUGUGAACAAAGUUUGUGCAAAGACUUGUGCACAUUGUGGUGAAUGUUUUUGCACCUUAGCAGAUAAGGGGGCUUUUUUCAUUUGCUCCUUGAUGUGUAUGUGUGCAUCCUGUCACAGCGCACUGCUGGCCCUGUUUAGACCGCAGCAAAUGGGCCGCUUCCUUUCCACUGGCUGCUGCAAUCAGUCAGUCUAUUCAGCUGUGUGUGUGUGUGUGUCAGUGUGUGUCCUUAUCCCAUUCCCUGCUGCUAACAGCCCCUCCUUCCCCUAAUACACUCCUCCACUGACCCACCCAUCCCCCCUCCACUCACACACUCAUGCCACACGAGGCCCUGCAGUCUGUUUCAGUGGAGAAAGUUACCCCAGUGUGAGUGUAUGUGUUUAUGUGCCAGGCUGUUUUCCUGCUGGAGCGCACCACCUUCCACCAACUCUCUCCGUGCUGGGAGCUCAACUUUUGAGUUCUCUUAGCAACUGAAGGUAGCCCGAGCAUGAAGCGAGCCCCCAGAACCAAUGGAUCUACAGAGAGCCUGAGAAGACAGGAAACAGCAGAGGAACGCACCAAGGAGGUCAAAGAAGUGGCUGGACAGGUCAGAGUUCCAAGAACAGUAUUUGAGAUGGUUAAAGACAUGGAUGGACCUGUUGAGGACCCAGCGGAGGAAGAGGAACAGGAGAAUGAAGCAGUGAGAAAGAAGAAGGCUGCCGCUGAACAGGCUGCAGCUAGAGAAAGGGCAGCUCAAAGGCAACUCAUGGCCACCCAGGAGCUGGUGGACACAGAAAAGAACUAUCUGAAACACCUGCAGAUCUGCACGGUCACUAUCCGCAGCAACCUUCAGAAGCUACAGCCCCCCCUGGCAAAUCUGGAUGGGAUGUUCCAGCACAUAGAUGAAGUGAUGGACGUGUCUGGCAGACUCCUGAGCCUCUUGGAUCAGGCGCAAAUGCAGCCCAGUGAUCCUCAGUAUCUGGAAACUCUCUGUAAGGCUUUCCUGAACAUGUCACGAGACAUAGAGAUGGCAUAUAAGGAGUACCUGGCCAACUACAAUAACAUCACAGAAAUAGAGAACGGCUACAAACAGAAGGAGGCCCUGUGGAUGGAGAUGGUGAAAGUGAUCAAGUCCUCUGCGCCAGAGGUGAAUGCUUCCACUCUGAGCUUUUUCCUGGUAAUGCCCGUGCAGAGAAUUGCCCGCUACCCCCUGUUACUACAGACCAUUCAGAAGCACACAGAUGUUCAGCACCCUGCCUAUGCCCUGUUGGAGCAGACUGCCCACACAGCUGUCCAGCUGAACUGCAGGAUCAAUGAAUACAAGCGCUUCCGUGAAGUGGCUGAUAAGUAUAAGAAGACAGAAAACUUGACAAUCAAAGACAAGAUCAACCGACUGAGUGGCCACAGCAUUGCCAAGAAGACAGCCAGGCUGAGCCAGUAUAUUAAACAUGAGACUGGAAUGGUACCAAAGGUAAAAGAUGAGGAGUUUGAUGCCCUCGUUGGCUUUUUCUAUAUUCUGGAAAAGGCCAUCACAGAGCUGCAUGACAACAUGGACGCCUACCUCAGCCACCUGCAGUGGUUCCUCAGCUGCAGGACAGAGGAGGCUGACUUGGACCUGGAGGGCGAGAAGGCCGCCCUGUUCUCAAAGGAAAUCACUGUGGCACUCAGACAAUGGAUAUACCCUGCAUAUGAGGCCCGACUGAAGACUCUGGUCUUCAAACCCCUGUGCUCUCUGCGGGAGCUGAUGACUGGUCCACGCAACCUGAUCCGCAAGCGGCAGGACAAGCUGCUGGACUUUGAGAUGAUUGAGGAGAAGAGCAACUUGAACUAUGACGAACAGGCGGUGGCCAACACCUACAAAACCAUCAACACACUGCUACUGACCGAGCUGCCUCAGUUCAAUGGAAAAGCCCUACAACUGCUGUGGGCCACGCUAGGUGCUUUUAGCUGCUUGCAGAAGGACCUGGCCGCAGACAUGGAGCAGCUUGUGACCAGCUUCACGCAUCAGCUCCCACACAGCUAUCUGGACAGCAGGGCAUUCUGGGAGUGGGCGGAGGGCUCGGUGCUGGAGGAAGCCAGGAGGCUGGAGGCACUGUGUCAGAGUGUUCAGGACGAGCUCAACGCGCCCAUUGUGCAGGUCCCCAGCUCUGUGUCUGAGAAGUGGCUGAAAGCUCUAAUGGACAAGUACAACCCAGAGAAGAUCUACCAGCUAACUGGGCCGGUAGUGGCAACCCGUGACCUGGACCUCACACUGAACAAGGGCGAGCUGGUGGCUGUGAUCAGUGAGAUGGACACAAGAGGGGACCGUCGCCGCUGGCUGGUGGACGCAGGAGGUCCCCGGGGCUAUGUCCCAGCCUCAAAGCUGACCCGCUACCAACAUGUGACCACAGAUCCACCACCUCCUUCCCCUCACCUGACCGCCACAUCCAUCGGGCCAGGAAGCAGGAGACACUCGUACACACUCGGAGCUCAGCCUGUGGUCAGCAUGACUCUGCCCUGCUUCCAGGUCUAUGCGGGCUAUGACUUCACAGCUCGGAGCAGUCAUGAGGUAUCUCUUCGUGCGGGUGAACCCGUGCGUGUGGUGGAUCCGCAUGAUAAGCGGGGAAACACCGAGUGGAGUCUGGUGGAGGUCCGGGGACAAAGGGGCUAUGUGCCCUCCAACUACCUGGCCAUGCUACCCUCUGUAGUCGCCUCGCCCACCCUGCCCUACCACUAGCGUCCGUUGCCGUGGACUGUCACCAUAGCAACUGUGUCUCUGCUGCUGAAACUGUGUUUUCCUGCCCUCCACACACACAUACAUUCACACAUAGACCACCAUGAGCACUCUUACUGAAGGGCUCUUUAUAACUGUGGGGGUGGGUGAUUAUUCUACUGACUGGUGUGCGAGUUGGAGUGGUGCUUGGGCCCCGCCAUGAAGAGGUCGUUCAGGCCCUCCGGCUUAGCCUUGCUUACAGCCGCUGCAGGGAGGAUCACACUAACAGGUGGAAAUGAGCCGUGUGGGGCUGAUGUAGUGUGUGCUCUGUGUUUUGAGACUCUUCAGCAGCCCCAUUUGUCUGUGUGGAUCCGGCUGUUCUUUACAUGUGAUGGAGGGUGGCUGGAUGCUUCUUCAGUGUGAGGCAUUGGAGUGAUUGACAGUCUUUGGGCUCUAUGCCCUGCUCUGCGGUGGAGAGAAGCUCACGAUCCCUCAGAUUUGCUACUGAAUAUGGAUUUCAGGACAUGAGUCAGCUCUCUUCUGCACUAAUCUCAGUGCUGACUCUCUUGCAGAAGGACAGAUGAUCACCAGCACUGGAUUAAAUUUUAAAUUGUUUCUGGCUGGAAAAGCUACUAAUAUUUUAGUUCUUUUCAUCUUAUUGACUGUAAAAUAUCUACAGAAAAAAAUCUACUGGAUAAAACUUUUUCUCUAGUUGCAUGGCACUGUGAAACUGCAUACAUGUGAAGGAGUUUUUGCUAUUAGUUAAUUAAGAGGUGAAUACUGAUUUAAAUGUAAAGACUUGUUUAAAGCUCCACUGGAGAAUUACUAAAACACUGCUACAUUGACAGCAGGCAUAGCUUGAAGUUUACUAGCAUGGUGGCAUGAUUAAUGGUGCACAUUGUAUUAGGUGCUGUGGUAUUUUUGCUGCUCCAGAAUUUUUGUUGCUGUACCAAAAACCAUGAUACCAGUUAAACUGGCUCCUAUUUGAAGAUUUUAAACCUAAUUAUAACUGAAGCCACUGUUGUGUUAGAGGCUUGGUUGGCAUUUGGUUUGCUGCAGUGUGUGCUCUGCAUGGUAAGAGCCUCCUUGCUAUUACAUCAUCUCACCACUAGGGACAGCAAAGCACCAUCUGCAGAGCCUCGUCUAUCAUCACUGGCCAAAAGCUCUUUCUGUCCACACAUCGCUCACAGUAUGUACUCUGUAGGUUAAGAGACAUGGGCACUCUGUUCUGCACAGUGUUGAAUAGACUGCAUGAUUGCUUCAUGAGCAAGUAUACUUGAAUGUACAAUGAGCAGUGCAGCACUAUGAGCUUUUGACUAGAGCAUUACCUCAGUCAGUAUUGAGCUUAAUCCCAGAAAACAGAAUGGUAGGCUAUAUUAUUCUCUGAAUUCUCUCACAAUCGCCUUAGAGGGCUCCGGUGAGAAGCAAUUACUUGCCUUCUGUUCCCUGGUGAAGCUAUACUCGUGAUACAGGAGUAAAUUUUGUCUUAUUUAUUUUUAUUUAUUUUACCUUGCCAAAGCCCUGCAAUCAUGUCUAUAUUGAUAUGUAACUAGGUUGCUGAUUUGAUUUUGUAUAUUUGCCGAAAUGAAUCAUUGUUUCCAUUUAAAAUUUGCUAUGUCCUCUAUUGCUACAGUAAAAUGAUGUGAAGCUGCUAUGAAA
This is a messenger RNA of Pygocentrus nattereri (red-bellied piranha), 4518 nucleotides long. It is a transcript of the gene arhgef37, whose product is annotated as Rho guanine nucleotide exchange factor (GEF) 37. Gene Ontology annotation, cellular component: cytoplasm. Gene Ontology annotation, molecular function: guanyl-nucleotide exchange factor activity; protein binding. The transcript is spliced from 13 exons. The coding region runs from base 676 to 2883 and encodes 735 amino acids. The record is from RefSeq and is a predicted model, not a curated record. Lineage: Eukaryota; Metazoa; Chordata; Actinopteri; Characiformes; Serrasalmidae.